AUGCCGUUCGGCCUGUCCAACAGUCCCUCAGUGUUCCAAUCUUUCAUCAAUGAUGUGUUCCGUGAUAUGCUAGACCGAUGGUACCAGCUAUAUGCCAAGGCUGAGAAAUGUGAGUUUCAUCAGACUUCCACCUCAUUCCUCGGCUAUAUCAUCAGUCAGGAGGGCGUGGCCAUGGAUGAGAGCAAGGUCAGGGUCUACUUCAGCCACUACCCAUUCCUCAACGCCCCUGGUCCCAUAUCACCAUCGACUUUGUCAAAGAUCUCCCCAUUUCUCAAGCUUCCCACGGCAUUUGAGACAGCCGAGAUCCUGUGCAAUUAUGUCUUUCGCUUCUAUGGUCUUCCAGAGGACAUUGUAUCAGACCGUGGUCCUCAAUUCACAUCCAGAGACUGGUCUUCAUUCUUCAAACAACUUAAUGUGAAUAUCAGUCUUACAUCUGGUUACCACCCCCAAUCCAAUGGACAGACUGAACGCCUAAACCAAGAACUUACUCGUUUCCUGAGAACCUACUGUCAACAGAACCAGGAGAACCAUCCAAUCUUCCCUCUGUCACUGAAUGGCUUCAACGAAGUGAAGAAACUUGGAACCGGGCACACACCCAUCUUCAACGUGCGAGGAGAGCCGGAGGAGGGAGCCGAGGUCCAUAACCCCCCACCCAUCCUGGUUGACAGCGAGGAGGCAUACCAAGUUCGAGAGCUGCUCUAUUCCAGGCGCCGGGGUAGAGCCAUAGCCAUGGCUUCUUUCCUAGUAGCUUUGGUGCAUUUGGCUCUAUUGCCAUCAGCGUUUGGAGGUGCAUAUUAUGGACACAAACCACAUCCUCAACAACAUCAACCCUUACCACAGAUGCCUCAUAUGGGCAUGGGAAAGGAUAUGUCACACAUGCCAUAUCCACAUUACAAAAAAAACCUACCAAUGCACCUAAACAAAGGCAAAGAUAUCAAAGGUGAAACCAUUCCCAGAGGUGAGCAGGGUGUUCAAGGAGAGACUGGACCGCAAGGGCCCCCUGGUCCCCAAGGACCUCCUGGGCCUCAAGGUAUUGGUAUACAAGGCCCUCUUGGAAAGCCAGGACCUCCUGGUCCUCCAGGAUUUCCAGGAGUUGGUAAGCUAGGAAUGCCAGGUAUGCCCGGGAAGUCAGGAGGUAUUGGGCAGCCUGGACAGCAAGGUGAACAGGGACCCAGAGGUGAAGAGGGACAACCAGGCGUGACUGGGCCACCCGGCCCUCCUGGACCCCCCGGCCUGCCAGGAAUAGGAAAGCCUGGUGGACAAGGAUUACCAGGACAGCCAGGGGCAAAGGGAGAGCCAGGACAUAAAGGUUUUCCUGGUCUCCGAGGGUUACCUGGGCCUAAAGGAGACAGAGGAAUUGGACAACCAGGCCCACAAGGGCCAAAAGGGCCGAUUGGGCCACUUGGCCCCCCAGGGCAGGCAGGAUUACCGGGGCUCAGUAAGCCUGGCCUUCCUGGUGUAGCAGGUCCACCUGGUAUGCCAGGAAAACCCGGAGAGCCUGGGGAGCCAGGUCCAGAGGGUCCACCUGGUGGACAAGGCCUAAAUGGACCACAAGGAGCCCCUGGUAUUGGAGUUCCAGGAGAAAAAGGAUUACCAGGACAGCCAGGUGCACCUGGCCACAAAGGAUUACAAGCACCACCAGGGUUGCCUGGGAAACCUGGAUUACCUGGAAUUGGCAAACCUGGAUACCCUGGCCCAAAGGGUGACAAAGGGAUGGGAGGGCUUCCUGGUCCUCAAGGACCAAAAGGAGACAAAGGUUACGCUGGUCAACCAGGCAUGACGGGUCCCCCUGGUCAAACUGGUCCUCCGGGCCCUCCAGGAACAAUGGGGGCACCAGGAGGAAUUGGUUCCCCAGGACUAAAAGGAGAGGGAGGGGCAGAAGGAGCCAAGGGAGAUCCUGGACCUAUGGGACAGCCAGGUCCUCCAGGAUUUCCUGGUCAACCAGGCCUCCAAGGUGAAGAUGGAGAACCUGGGCCAAGAGGACCACCAGGACCCAUAGGUCCCAAAGGUGAAGGAGGAAGCAGAGGUCUGCCUGGUCCCCCAGGUUCAUCUGGCUUACCUGGUCUUAAAGGAGAACCUGGUCAGACUGGCCCUGAAGGACCACAGGGUCCUAAAGGUAUUCCAGGACUUGCAGGUCCAGGAGGACCAAUUGGGCCUCCUGGACCUUCCGGGCCAAAGGGAGAAGCUGGUCCACCAGGUCAAGCUGGUCCGCCUGGUGAAGGCAUUGCUGGAAUCCCUGGUCGUGUUGGUCCAGCAGGUCCACCUGGCCCAAAUGGAUCCCCAGGUCAGCCAGGACUCCCAGGUCCAGCGGGGCCUCCUGGACCCCCAGGCCCCCCUCCUUCUCCUGACCUGAUGGGUGUUCUUCCUGAGAUGGGCCCUGCCAUAGAUGGUAUAAAAACUGGUGGGUACAAGAAAGGGAAGUAUGCAGGUGGGGGUAAUAUGAUGGGUGCCAAUGGUCUGGAGAUGCCUGCUUUCACUGCCAAAUUGACCACACCAUUCCCUCCAGUUGGCACGCCAAUAGUGCUUGACAAAUUACUGUAUAAUGGGCGUCAGAAUUACAACCCUCAGACCGGUGUGUUCACCUGUGACCUCCCAGGCAUCUACUAUUUUGCCUAUCAUGUGCACUGCAAGGGUGCCAAUGUAUGGGUUGGGCUCUACAGGAAUGGGGAGCCACUUAUGUAUACAUAUGAUGAGUACAAGAAGGGAUACCUGGAUCAAGCAUCUGGGAGUGCUGUGAUUCCAUUACAACCAGGAGACACAGUUUAUUUACAGUUACCAUCUGACCAGGCAGCUGGAUUUUAUGCAGGACAGUAUGUCCACUCUUCCUUCUCUGGCUUUUUACUGUACCCAAUGUAG
Sinocyclocheilus anshuiensis is the source of this 2856-nucleotide messenger RNA. RefSeq names its product collagen, type VIII, alpha 1a (gene col8a1a). Gene Ontology annotation, molecular function: extracellular matrix structural constituent conferring tensile strength; protein binding; nucleic acid binding. The coding region runs from base 1 to 2856 and encodes 951 amino acids. Lineage: Eukaryota; Metazoa; Chordata; Actinopteri; Cypriniformes; Cyprinidae. The record is from RefSeq and is a predicted model, not a curated record. Gene Ontology annotation, biological process: DNA integration; extracellular matrix organization. The transcript has 8 exons.